Messenger RNA from Fusarium poae, 363 nucleotides. RefSeq lists its product as uncharacterized. The coding region runs from base 1 to 363 and encodes 120 amino acids. NCBI's taxonomy places the organism in Eukaryota, Fungi, Ascomycota, Sordariomycetes, Hypocreales, Nectriaceae. Gene Ontology annotation, cellular component: cytoplasm; prefoldin complex. Gene Ontology annotation, molecular function: protein folding chaperone. The transcript is spliced from 4 exons. The record is from RefSeq and is a predicted model, not a curated record. Gene Ontology annotation, biological process: protein folding.
AUGUCUACAGCAGCUGCAGGUCAAGUGCCUGCUAAGAAGCAGCAAGAUCUUCAAGUCACCUAUUCCAACUACAAGAACACUCUUCAGCAAAUAGCCCAGAGAAUUGGCGAUAUCGAGCAAGAAGCUGAAGAGCACAAGCUCGUCUUGGAGACCCUAGAACCCCUUUCUGAAGAUAGGAAGUGUUUCCGUCUCAUCAAUGGAGUACUCGUCGAGAGGACAGUCAAAGACGUGGUCCCAGCCCUCAAGACUAACCAAGAAGGACUCCGCAAGGUGUUGGAAGAUUUAGUGAAGCAGUACAAGACGAAGCAGGAUGAUCUUGAAAAAUGGAAGAAAAAGCACAAUGUGCAGGUUGUACAGCAAUAA